Messenger RNA from Effrenium voratum, 1327 nucleotides. Lineage: Eukaryota; Dinophyceae; Suessiales; Symbiodiniaceae. The record is from the annotation of a GenBank genome assembly.
GCUUGGUCGCUUCGCUUGUAUGCAUGAGACCCAGCCUGCCUACGACGCUAUGGCGCCAUCGCAAGAUGCCUUGCUGUCGACCCCCCGGCACCGCCAGCCUCUGCCGCUGAAGGAGAAGAGUCAGGAGGAAUGCCGGCGGCGCAACCGGGGGUCCUUCAUGGCGGUCAUGGACCCCUACAUCGCCGCGCGCUGCGAGAAGCCGGAAUCCGACAGCGUGAGUGUGGCUGACGUUGACUGGUUGGACUGGAGAUCGUGGCUCUCAGCUUUCGCGGCCGCCGUGCCGUUGUUCCUGCUCAGCUACUCCUCCUGCGUCUCCUACGCCCACCUCAUUACCUCCGGCGCCCAGGGCUACCCCGUGCGCGCCGUGGUACUCACCUCCAUGCACUUGGUGAGCAGCGGCAUCACGGGCAUCAUCCUGCCCCUCCAUAGCAAGUGUCCGCUGAUUAUCCCUUCUGCGGACAUCUCGGUGACGAUCUUCUAUCAGAAGAUUGUCGUGGACAUUGCCACUGCCGCGGCUGAGGAUGGCACGCUCUCCCCAGAGGCGGUGGCCGCUACGGUGAUGUUGGCGUUGCCGCUGAACACGCUGCUCGUGAGCUUGGUCUUCUACAUCGUGGGAUCGCAAAAGGCCACGGUGGCGGUGUCCUACUUGCCCUACCCGGUGGUCGCCGGCUUUCUGGGCUCCAUAGGCCUGGCGAUUCUGCUGGGUUCCUUCGCGGUGCUCGAGGAGGGCAUCUCCGGGUUUGGCGGCAUCGCGCAGGCGGCGAUGGACAGGCCUUUCCCACUGACCUGUGCCGCAGUUAUGGCCAUCGGCUCGAUGUUGCUUAAGUACGCGGGGCUGCCAGCGCGCGUCCUGGCGGUGCUCCCAACGCUCACCACCAUGGUUGUCUUCUGGCUCUAUGUGGUCUUCUGCGGUGUAAGCCUGGAGGAAUGGCGAGAGGACGGUUGGCUUUUUCCCUACGCCAGCUUCGAGCCCUUCUGGUCCCUUUGGUCCGAUCAGAAGCCCCUGCUGGUUGUCGGGAGCCUGUUGCCGCCCCGGAUCGCCACCUUUCUGGGCCUCGGCUUUGUGCUGGUCCUGUCUCUGACCUUGCGCAUUGCCGGCAUUGAGGGAUCUACGGGCUCGGCCAUGAACGUGGACGAGGAGGUGAAGUGGACGGGCCUUGCCAGCGCCUGCGCCGGUGCCUUUGGCACGGUGAUUGGCUCGCACUCCCCGGGCCUCACCACCUUCAACGUGGAGGCUGGCAGUUCCAACGUUAAGGCUGCCGUGGGGCGCCUCAGAGAGGAGAAGUCAUCAGAGCCAAUCUCAGACAGGCACACCGCUUACUUGGAG